UCCCAAAAAACCUUGUGGCCGAAAUCACGGUGGCGGUCAGAUUGUUUUUUUAUAAAACCUUGAUCUGGACAACAGUUCUGUUGUGGUGUUUCAUUUUACUCUUUUAUCAUUGUUGUCGUUGCUAUUGCUUUCAUUGUUGUAUUUUUAGUGUUUAAUUUGUUUGUAACUGAUCUGUUUGCCAAUGUUCAUACUUUUAGUAAAACUCUACUGAAACUUACAAUUCCCCGAAUAAAGCUGUUAAGAAACAGAAGAGAGAUUCAGUUAAAGAAUAUGCGGCGUGACAUCGCCAAGCUGCUUGAGACUGGCCAAGAAGCCACAGCUCGUAUUAGGGUAGAACAUAUUAUCAGAGAGGAGAAUAUGAUGGCUGCCCAAGAAAUCAUUGAACUCUUUUGUGAACUUAUUGCUGUCCGUCUUCCAAUAAUUGAAUCUCAAAGGGAAUGUCCACUUGAUUUGAAGGAAGCCAUAUCUAGUGUAUGUUUUGCUGCACCAAGGUGUGCAGAUCUGCCAGAGUUGUUGCAGGUUCAGAUGCUAUUUGCUGCCAAAUAUGGGAAGGAAUUUUUAUCUGCUGCAACUGAGCUCAGGCCAGACUGUGGUGUUAAUCGCCAGUUAAUAGAGCUACUUUCAAUCCGUGCUCCUUCACCAGAAAAGAAACUGAACCUUCUGAAAGACAUUGCUGUUGAGCAUGAUUUAGAAUGGGACCCAGCAGCAUCAGAAACUGAGUUCUUUAAAAAACAUGAAGAUUUAUUGAAUGGCCCCACCCAAUUCUAUAGUGGGUCUAAGUUGCCCCUUCCUGAUGAAAAACCACACGAAGAGAUGUACUCUGCUCAUGAAACACCCAAUAAAGAAGAACCUGAUUCUGAUUCUGGCUCUGAUACAUUAGAAUUUCCUGAAGUUCCUAAAGUAUCAGUCCGGCCUAACGCAAAUGUUGCCACAGCUCCAGAAAUGGUUACACAUCUGACUAUGGAACCCCUUGAUGUUGAUCUUGAUUCAUCAAGCAAUUCCGGAGAUUUUGAAGAUGUCAAGCAGGAGCAAGUUGAAGAUAGAUCAACAGUUCACAAAGAUGAACCCCAUACCUCAAUUGCCAAAGAGAAUAUACAGUUCGUGCCAUUCAUCUCUCCUCCAGCAUUAUCAUCUGGAUCAUUUUCUGCAAGACCCAGUGAAUCAUCUCCCACCUUGUCAAGCGCAAAACCGGAACCCAAUGUGGACUUACAGGAUGUGUUGGCUGCAGCCCAUGCUGCUGCAGAAACUGCUGAACGGGCUGCAGCUGCAGCUCGCACAGCAGCUAGUCUUGCUCAAGUCCGUAUUAAUGAGCUGACUAAGAAGAGAACUGAUGAACGUGUUGUUGAAAAGUCAAAAAGUGUGGCUGAAAUCCUGCAAGAAAUGGAGCAAAGUAUGGCCAUAGGACAUGGAACAAAACAUGGAGAAAGUUGCGGAAAGUAAGUGGCUGCAAUUUUUUAUUCAAAAGGCCUUUGGAAUAGUGCCCAUCCUUCAAGUAUAAAAGGGGCAUUUUGCAGCAUGCAUUUGCAUCACAUAACACAACACUUCAAAGCAUUCUUGGCAGAGUUUGCAAAUUAUCAUCAGCGAGAGGUAGAAAAACUAAGAGAGAAUUAGUUUAGCUUCUGGGUGUAAUUGGGUUGUGGGUUGUAAGUGACUGUGAGAGAGUUUUGUAAGCAUCAGUGUAUUUUUUAUUAUCUCCUAUUAAAAGAUCUCCAGUAGUCCGGAGACGUAGGCAUUAUUGGCCGAACUCCGUUAUCAAUUUUGAUGUGUCCAAUUAUUCUACUUUUA
Vigna angularis (adzuki bean) is the source of this 1785-nucleotide messenger RNA. RefSeq lists its product as uncharacterized. Bases 271 to 1440 code for a protein of 389 amino acids. The record is from RefSeq and is a predicted model, not a curated record. NCBI's taxonomy places the organism in Eukaryota, Viridiplantae, Streptophyta, Magnoliopsida, Fabales, Fabaceae. The transcript has 5 exons. Gene Ontology annotation, biological process: protein transport.